Molecule: messenger RNA, 1259 nt
Organism: Fomitopsis serialis
Lineage: Eukaryota; Fungi; Basidiomycota; Agaricomycetes; Polyporales; Fomitopsidaceae
Exons: 4
Coding region: 94-1200 (368 amino acids)
Biological process (GO): mitochondrial L-ornithine transmembrane transport
Molecular function (GO): L-ornithine transmembrane transporter activity
Source: RefSeq, a predicted model, not a curated record
CCAUCGGCACCGAGCCACCGACGCGCCGUGCAAGCUGUCUCACGCCCGGCGGUGGCAAGCACUACUUUGACCUGUCUACGCUCUCGCAAAUGCAUGUCCUCGAUUUCCCAAGACGGUCUUCAGGAGCAGGCGAACUCCUUCUACGCGGCACUCGCUCGCACAGCGACCCGUAGCCUUGCCUUGUACUUCUCGCGACCUGUACGCCUCUUUCGUCCAGCGAAAGUCAAUGGAUGGCAGACCCUCAAGAACCUAGCGCUGCAUCAUGGGAAAUCACUCUCGCCUCAGUAUCUGUCGUGGUUGAUCAAGCAGGAGGGGUUUAUGGUGAUACCAAAACACUUCAUCCCUCCUAUGCUCGUCAAUGGGGCCCUCGGCUAUGUGCUAUGGUCCACGUAUUCUGAAGUCUCUGAACUUCUCGAUCCCCAUCUCUCAGACUGCCCGAUCACAGUGGCUGCAAUAUCUGGGGCUGCUGCUGGCGGAAUGCAAGCCAUCGUUGCAGCGCCUGCCGAGAAUGUUCGUCUUGCAAUCGAAGGGGGCUCUUCAUCGGCUUCAGGGUGGUCUCACGCGUGGAAGGAGGUUUUUCGUGGUACUAGAGCCGCUGCGACACGGUCUCGACUGGAAGAGGUGCACGAGGCAAGACAAGUCCGUGAUUGGAUGAAGGAUGUCGGAGAAAUGGCCGGGCGUGGAUGGGACGGAUGGGCCUGGGGUUGCGCUAAGGACAUAUGUGGCUUUGCCCUCUUCUUCUCCAUAUUUGAGGUAACAAGACGUGCUGCAAUUAAAGCGAAGGCGGCUACAUACCGUUUGACACAAACGUCGGAGGUGCGACAGAGUACGAGUGAGCCUCUGCGUAGGCAUGCUCCGAGGACUGCUCACGCUGUCACCCUCGUGACUGGCGGAGCAUUUGCUGGAUUGGCAUAUGAAGUGGCUUGCAGACCAUGGGACGUGGCCAGAAAAGUGGUGCACAUAGAUAGGGUGGCUUCACCGUCGCCAAAGCAUUCCGCUGUAGAAAUUGUACUACAGAGACUUCGACAGGACGGGCCACUCUCAUUCUUUCGCGACCCGUACUAUGUCCCACCUCAUGAGGAUACAUCCCUCACACCUCUUCGUCGUCGGCUGUACUCUGCUUCUCGUACCCUAGCUCGUGUUGGGCCGUGGGGUGUAGGUUUCCUUGCAUGGGAAGCAUUUGGGCCUGGUAUUUCAUAGUCACCAACAUAUAUUCCAGUUUUGAGCAGAAUCGUACACAAUAAGGCGAGACGUGGUGA